Messenger RNA from Cladocopium goreaui, 1966 nucleotides. Lineage: Eukaryota; Dinophyceae; Suessiales; Symbiodiniaceae. The record is from the annotation of a GenBank genome assembly.
CACACAUAUUCAACUCACUGUGGCCCGGGCUCUACCACAACAUGGAGGCGGAAAUUGACGCACUGAGACGGGAGCGUGAGGAGAAGAUUCGACAGAUCGCUGAGAAGCGGAAGCAGGUUGAAGAGCUGCGCAAGAAGCGCAGCGAGCGAGCAGCUCAGGCCAAAUCAGCCCAGGGAACUCUGGCAAGCAAUGUGGAUAGCCUUGUGGCCGAGAUCCUGGGAGGUGCUGCUUCUUCACGUGCAUCUCCAGAAGCUCCUCUAAAGGAACUGAGUGAGAAGAGCCGAAGCUCUCCACCUGGUCCUGGCGAACGAAGCCUAAGCUUUCAACAGGAAGUUUCGAUUGCAGCUGUUGAUAUCGAACCGGAUGGCCAUGUAUCUUAUGAGAGAUCUUGCCAAACUGACCUGCGGGCCAGCGAUGUGGAAGGCGGUGGAGGAAAUGCUGGUGGCCAGGGAGCAGUGUCAAAAUCCUCCACCUCCAUUCUCAUGAAGAUGGCAGAUCGUGCGAAGAACCGGGUACUCACGGGCACGACCUCUGCUACACAGGAGGAACGGAGGCUCAAGCGAGCCGCAGAGGCAAAAUCUUCCGAGCCCGAGAGACCAGAAAUCAAGGAGCUCUCUGCGGAGGAGAGACAAAAGUUGGAGGGUCAUCCCGACUACAAAGCGUUCUUUGAGAGAGCAACUUUGCUGGUGGAGCGUGCUCUAGGGCAGGAAGCAUGGGACAUCGCGUUGGACUUCAAGAAUACUUCGGCUGAGCAAGCCGAAGGUGGUGCUGAUGCCCUCAAGCAUGUUGAUGACUACUCUGAGGAGAAAUGGGCAAAAGGUCGAUGUGUCACCGACCUGCGCUUCUCUCCUCAUCGUCAGGAGAUCUUCAUCUCUGCAUACCACCAGAAGACCAACCCGGAGCUUUCUGAUCCGGACGGGUGCAUGUUGGUUUGGAAUUUGACAAUGAAGAAUCGUCCAGAAGUGGCAUUUUCAGCACCAAGUGCAGUGCUGACAGCUAUUCCUCACAAGUUUGAUCCAGCUCUAUUUUAUGGAGGUACUUACUCUGGUGCCAUUCUCCUUUGGGAUACUCGGCAGAAGGCAGGACCUGUGCUGAAGACACCAUUGAGCGGCAAAGGUCACGCUCAUCCGGUGUCAGCCAUGGAGCAAGUGGGUACACAAAACGCAACCAAUUUGGUAACAGCGUCGAAUGAUGGACGGCUUUGUGUGUGGUCACUUGCCAUGCUGAACACUCCGCAGGAGACGUUUGAUCUCAAGAAUGAGAGCAAAGCUGGUCGACGGGAGCCAUCCGUCAUGUCCUUCUCAUUCCCUGAGAACGAAACGAAUAUCCUCUAUGUGGGUUCUGAGGAUGGAGUGAUGUGGCAGGUGAACCUCAGGGGGAGCAAACCUGGCAUCGCAGAGCUCUAUGAGGGCCAUGAUGGACCUGUCACUGGAGUCCACAUGCAUCCGCAUCAGGGCAAUGACUCUGGCAUCUCUUCGGAUACCACGACGGACUUAUGCCUAACAAGUUCGUUCGAUUGGAGUGUGAAACUCUGGAGAGUUAAGCACUUCCAAUCACCCGUCUUGACGCUGGACGCAUUUGAAGACUAUGUCUAUGACGUCCGAUGGCAUCCGACUCAUCCAGCAUGUUUCGCAUCCACGGAUGGCGAAGGGCAUGUGGACCUGUGGAACUUGAACAAAAAUAUCGAGUCGCCAGUCCUGCGCUGUGAAAAUCCGAACAAUCGAAGGCUAGCUCUGAACAAGUGCCACUGGUCCAUUGAUGGUCGCAAACUUGCUACCGGUGACAGUGAGGGGACUGUGAGUGUUUAUGCUGCGGACCGUUCCGUGGCGCAGCCGAGGAAUGAAGACUUUGUUCAAUUUCAGGAGCGUGUGCGGCAGCUGAAACCCACGGCCCAGCGCUCUCGGGACGGCUACGACUCCCGGCUUGCUUCCAUGGCACGUUAGGAAAGACUUGCUUGAUUCGAAAA